This is a messenger RNA of Aspergillus alliaceus, 2275 nucleotides long. RefSeq lists its product as uncharacterized. The transcript is spliced from 4 exons. The coding region runs from base 165 to 1853 and encodes 562 amino acids. The record is from RefSeq and is a predicted model, not a curated record. NCBI's taxonomy places the organism in Eukaryota, Fungi, Ascomycota, Eurotiomycetes, Eurotiales, Aspergillaceae.
ACGCCCAAACCAAGGUAGUUAACGGCCCAUCACUUUGUCCCCCUCCAUUGUCUUCUGGUCCCUUUUCCUAUCUUUCACCAAAACACCACUACCAGAUUUUCAUUGUUUGGUUGUGACUUGUUCUAUCCCACGUAGUCAUUGUCUCUAGGUAGAAGCCCCGUAUCAUGUUCGGAUGGUGUAGUUCAUUGGGCUUCCCCUCAGUGAGUUCGGAGCCUGACAGGGAACGACGAGCUCCAUCUAGCCCAACACCUUUAGACUUCCCGGCCUAUAAGCUUCCCGAUUCCACGAAUAAUGAGCCAGAGGCCUCUUUACAACAGGUGCAUGAAAUUCUAGCAUCCAUCAGAAAGCCACAAGAUAUAACGCCUGAGAAGUUCAAAACCCUCAAUCUGAAGGUGGAAACAGAUCUUCCGGCCUCAAGUAUUGUCUAUAAGGAUGGUCUGAAUUUCUUCCCUCCUGUGCCCUGGAAGGACACUUCACCGAAUCCAUCCCCAUUGACUGAAGAUGGUUGCCCGAUCUUGAUGGAAAAUGGGAAUCCCUACCCGGCGAAGGAAAGAUUUGAAGUUUUAAAGGACGAGCUACUUUUGGAAAACGAUGAUGCGUUUCGAGAGGUAGCAAGGCUAGGCCCUCGUGAGGGGCGUCAAAGGGUCCGGGUGACCCAGACACGGAAAUUCUGGACGGGGCUAGAACGAAUGGCUCAAUACUGGGACACAAGCCUGGAUAACUAUUUUGAACGCCCUGCAACCCCUAAUGACGCGACUGAUGGAGAGACUGAAGAUAUAAUGCAGACUGAAGCUGAAGCGCCGUCGUCUGCGGCCCAGCAAAACUCAGAUACACCGAUGGACAUUGAGAACCCACCAAAACCUACGGCCUCCGGAGAUAAAUCUACCGACCAGGAAGAUGGAAAGCAUGAACCCGUGAAGAUGUACACAGGACGUCGCAUUGGUGCAGGUCAUGAAAUGCCAGAGGAUAUCCGCGACGAAACGAUUAGGGCAUUUACCGAAAUGGCGGCAUGGCCCUUUGGGUGUCAAGUUGCCCUUCCCGUGCUCCCCCCGAGAUUGUCCCUCCGAACAUUGCUCUUCCCUGUCCGCCAGACCUUCGCGGCUGCUCGAUCACCUAAAGACCGUCAGUUAGCACGAAGUGGUGUCAUGGAGGGGCCCGUCUUUUCCGCCCAGUGCCGACCUGAAACAUGCUUCCGAGCGCCUGAUGAUGUCCCUGGUACUGGAUUUGGUGAGGUGUGCGAUUUGUUUCGUGAGGUCGGUGCCAUGCUUCUAGUUGCCCAGGAACGAGCACGGCAAGGAAUGACAGAAACAAGACCCGGCGAAGGGAAAUGGUGGACAACAAGGCCUCGAUGGGGUGGUGCGCCCAAUGAUGCAGUGGGGGAUAGCGGCAACUUUACCGAUGGCGACGAGAAGCCAGUACCGGACAAUGGGAGCUCUCGCAAACGCUCCAAAUAUGAGCAUCCAUUUUUAGCAUCCCGUCGACCUGGGUCUUCGCGGAAGCUGAGUAACAGCGAAAAAUGGAAGCUUGUCCAGCCAGGCCCCGGUCUUUGGGACAAACGGAUGAGAUAUAUCCAGAUUGGAAAGGACCCAGAGAGCCUAUUUGACGAUAUCUAUAUGCUCUCCUCCAUCAACCAUCAUCUGGCUAUCCUACAUUUGCGAGUCCACCGUCGAUACCUCGACAUCGUGACAUUGGGAGACAGCGAGUUUCCCCCCAAUUCCGACUCUACUGGACAACCAUGGCAUGUGCUGCACCUGCGGCGAACAAAAUGGUAUGAUUUGUUCGAUGCAGAGGAGCGACUUGAGGUGUUCAAAGGGAUAUGGACUAUAUUCCAUCACCUCCUGCGGCGCACCUGAGAUACGGUGGCUCUAGCUUUGGUCAUUAUUGAUCCAGCAUCCUCAACCCUAUAGAGUCGAUAUAUGUAUCUAAAUCAUACAUAUACACAAAGGAUAUCGCUGCUCUCUAUGGUCAGAUGCAUUGGCUUUACAUGAGCUUUCCAGCUACAUUUUUGAUACUUUGUGUGUAUACGUUUAGAGCGAAUCGUCUCUCCUUCUAUUUGGUUACUACGGCGCUACCUUUAUUAUUGGUGCUAUUCAAUGCAUGGGUGCAUAGCAAAAAGAGAAUACCUCGGGGGUAUCGUGUGCAUAUUGUUUGCAAAGGAUAAACAAGUACCUACAUCAGCUAUACUGAGUAGAGCAUACUAGAGGGCAGUGCCCAUCCUCUUUUCAAAUAGACAUCUCUACCCAUAAGAUAGGUCAAAGGCUAUGGUAUAUUGUAU